GAAGGGGAAGAGAGGCGAGGGCAACGAGGCGAAGAUCAGUGCAGCCAAACAGAAGAGGCCCUUGAGCGCGGUUCAAAGCGAGAUGACUCGUUGGUCUCGCGCGCGCAUGGCUCAGAUCUUGCUUGAAAACCCCACCUUGACGCCCCUUGAGGCGUACAACGUUGCCCAACGGCUUUGGAAAAUACACCGGUUGAACAGUGAGGUACAGGCAAGGCAAGAAGAGAAAGGCGAGGAGGAGGGCGAGGAGGAGGGCGAGGAGGAGGGCGAGGAGGAGUGCGAGGAGGAGGGCGAGGAGGGCGAGGAGGAGGGCGAGGAGGAGGGCGAGGAGGAGGGAGAGGAGGAGGGCGAGGAGGAGGGCGAGGAGGAGGGCGAGGAGGAGGGCGAGGAGGAGGGCGAGGAGGAGGGCGAGGAGGAGGGCGAGGAUGAGGGCGAGGAUGAGGGCGGAGGAUGA
This is a messenger RNA of Closterium sp. Yama58-4, 451 nucleotides long. The record is from the annotation of a GenBank genome assembly. Lineage: Eukaryota; Viridiplantae; Streptophyta; Zygnematophyceae; Desmidiales; Closteriaceae.